This is a messenger RNA of Penicillium mononematosum, 1890 nucleotides long. RefSeq names its product fungal specific transcription factor domain-containing protein. The transcript is spliced from 5 exons. The coding region runs from base 1 to 1890 and encodes 629 amino acids. Gene Ontology annotation, molecular function: DNA binding; zinc ion binding. Gene Ontology annotation, biological process: DNA-templated transcription. NCBI's taxonomy places the organism in Eukaryota, Fungi, Ascomycota, Eurotiomycetes, Eurotiales, Aspergillaceae. The record is from RefSeq and is a predicted model, not a curated record.
AUGCAUGACUCGGCAGCAGAAAUCGAUGUCGAAAGUAGACUGGAGCGACUUGAGCACGCAGUCCGGCAGUUGACAGACUCUGUCAAUCGAGCCUUACAAACGAUUACAUCGGCAUCACCUCAGACGGAUACCGGGAUAUCGGGCCCGGUUUGUCGCACCAUCCCUACAAAAAAUGUCGGUUCUGAGUCCAGGCUCCACACUGGCCUCUCACAUUCUUGCUCCUUCCUCGAUGAGGCAUCGGCCAACAUUGAUGCAAUCCGCCAGUCAUCAGGAAAUACUACUAGCCAGAAUGCGCAUUCGGAGCUUCAAUAUCUCUCCGGCCGGUUGACCACGACGGAAGUUGAGCAACAAGUUGCACAGGAUUCCGCCACAUUCUAUAUACCUUCGAAGGCAAUCGGCUACCGGCUGAUCGGCAGAUUCUUGGAGGAUGGUGAACUAGGUGAACCAUUCUUCUCAUUUCCGUCGGACGACGUCGUACGGCAAGUGGUAUUUGAACCUCACAAAGUCCGGGAACGGGGAUGGAUCGCCUACUUCAAUUAUACGAUGCUUUGCAUCGUCUCCAAUGAGAAUGGAGAAAAUAGCGAGACGAAGAACUUCCGGCGAAACGUGCAACUCGCGCUGAACGAUAGCAGCAUCUUCCUCGAACCAUGUCUCGUCAAUGUGCAGGCUUUGUGCUUCCUAGCAAUGCAUGGCGAGGAUUAUGCUGCGCCAAAUCUAUCCUGGAUGCUGCUAGGACAUGCAUGUAGACAGGCCCAAGCUCUGGGAUUACAUUCACCGACCCACCAGGACACUGACUCGCGACAGCAACGGCUUUGUCUCUUUUGGCUCCUCUUCCUAAUAGACAAAUCUUGCUCCCUCUCAUUUAGCAGACCGGCGUUUCUUCCCACAGCGUUCUACCACAACGUCCCGUUACCAGACCGGUCCUUUUUGCUCAAAUUCAAACCGCAUGAGCGUGCGUGGUUUGUGAAUGGGCAGCCAUCUGUAUAUGGCUCGCGCUAUGGUUCUGAGUUUUUCACACAUUAUAUUCAGUGGGCAAAGCUCGCAGGGUCAGUUGUGGAUCUUCUCGCAACGGAUGGCUCAAUACAUCGAAAGCAAGAGAUUCGAUCAAGCCUCGAGACUUGGUACUUGGACACCAAUCAGUCCCUCACAGCCAUCGCCCAUGCCGAAAGUGCCUCGGCAAGUGCCAGCCAAAUGCGCGAAAUGAACUUGGGAAUCAGCACUAUGAAGUUCCAGUAUUUAAACUCCCUCAUUCUGCUACUGAAGGGGGAUGACUCUUCGUCGAAUUUACGCCUUUCGUCUGCCCGCGAGGCCAUCUCUACACUGAGCUUCAUGGUGUCAAAUUGGAGCUCGGUAUACAAUGGAGUAGUAUGGCAACUUCUGUAUUGUCCGUUUACCCCUUUCUUUGUCAUAUUCGGAAACAUAGUCAACAACGACAGCCCCCAGAUAGCUACAGUCGAGCAAGAUCUGAGCCUUUUAUCUGCCACGGUAGACUAUUUCGUGGCAAUGAGAUCGCAGAUGCGCUUACUAGCCACUGUAUGUUCCAGGUUGCAGCAUACUGCAUCUGUCUUCCUACAACUAGCUCGGACUCAUGUUUCGGGUCGUGUCCUGACCCAGACAUACGAAAAGCCUGCAAAUCCAUUCCAACCGCCGCCCACUCAGCCCACCUACACCUAUGGCCAGCAUCCUGAAGACCUGAUGGAUUUGGAUCUUGGAGAAUUAGACGUCUCCAACUAUCUCGAAUGGUUGCCUGCAGAUAUGGGAUCCGCAUGGCCGAUAUUUGACACCAAUCGACCAGACAUGUCUUCUCGCCUUGGUAAUAAGAGACCUAGUCAGGGAAGCGGAUUUGACUGGUUCUCUUGGGACACCUACUAUUCGGGGGCGGAGACAUGA